Molecule: messenger RNA, 588 nt
Organism: Schistosoma mattheei
Lineage: Eukaryota; Metazoa; Platyhelminthes; Trematoda; Strigeidida; Schistosomatidae
Source: the annotation of a GenBank genome assembly
AUGAUGAUGAUGAUGAUGAUGAUGAUGAUGAUGAUGAUGAUGAUGAUGAUGAUGAUGAUGAUGAUGAUGAUGAUGAUGAUGAUGAUGAUGAUGAUGAUGAUGAUGAUGAUGAUGAUGAUGAUGAUGAUGAUGAUGAUGAUGAUGAUGAUGAUGAUGAUGAUGAUGAUGAUGAUGAUGAUGAUGAUGAUGAUGAUGAUGAUGAUGAUGAUGAUGAUGAUGAUGAUGAUGAUGAUGAUGAUGAUGAUGAUGAUGAUGAUGAUGAUGAUGAUGAUGAUGAUGAUGAUGAUGAUGAUGAUGAUGAUGAUGAUGAUGAUGAUGAUGAUGAUGAUGAUGAUGAUGAUGAUGAUGAUGAUGAUGAUGAUGAUGAUGAUGAUGAUGAUGAUGAUGAUGAUGAUGAUGAUGAUGAUGAUGAUGAUGAUGAUGAUGAUGAUGAUGAUGAUGAUGAUGAUGAUGAUGAUGAUGAUGAUGAUGAUGAUGAUGAUGAUGAUGAUAUCAACAAUAACGAUAUCAACUGAAAGAAAGUUACAUAAAAAUAAAAAAUUAGAUAGAAUCACUAAUGUGAUGAUAUUGGGCGAUGCUAUUAUAUGA